Messenger RNA from Rubroshorea leprosula, 2653 nucleotides. The record is from the annotation of a GenBank genome assembly. Lineage: Eukaryota; Viridiplantae; Streptophyta; Magnoliopsida; Malvales; Dipterocarpaceae.
AAGUCGCAGAUCUCCGAAUUUGUCUUCUCCGAUCAAUUCUUCGGCUUUUUGCGAUUCCCGGCGUUUGAAGUUCCGAUUUUGUUUUCGGUUCAAUUAGGCAGUUGCGUGGAGGUGAAGGGAAGGGAGGAGAGGAAGAGACGGUAAAGAGGAUUUUACGUGAAUACAAAGGUCUUAGGUUUUCGCUUGAUGAGAAUUGGAGGAGAAUGAACGAUGUCGGAACUGCGUAGUGGAGUGCGCAGGGGCCGGGUAGCAGCGAAGAAGAAGCAGCAGCAGCACCAACAGCCGAAUCCGAUUGAGGCAGGAGAGGCGAUUGCCACUAGGACUAGGAGACGUCAAGCGGCUGCGGCGGCGGCUGCAGCAGUUGUUCCGGUGCCAAAGAAUAACGAAGGCAACAGAAACGAAGAGAAUAAGAAACAGCCGCAGCAAGCGGUUGGUGAGAAAUUAGAGGUCCCGGCAGCAGCUGGGGCAUUGAAUGAGGAGAAUCGGAAGAAUAAUAAGGUUUUAGAGGAAGGAGUGAGAAGAGAGAAGGAAGAGGUAGGGGAGAGGCACAUGGACGAGUUUGACAGUGGAGGGAAAGACAAGGUCAAUGCCGGUGAGGAUGAGGGUAGUACGGCACCACUUCCAGAAAGGGUUCAGGUUGGGGGUUCCCCUUUAUACAAACUUGAAAGGAAGCUUGGCAAGGGUGGCUUUGGACAGGUGUAUGUUGGCCGGCGUGUUUCUGUAGAUGGCGAUGGAAUUAGAACUGGCCCUGGUGCUGUAGAGGUUGCUUUGAAAUUUGAGCAUAGAAGUAGCAAAGGAUGUAACUAUGGACCUCCUUGUGAGUGGCAAGUUUACAGCACCCUUGGUGGUAGUCAUGGGAUACCACGAGUACACUUCAAGGGACGGCAAGGUGACUAUUAUAUCAUGGUUAUGGAUAUGCUGGGGCCAAGUUUAUGGGAUGUUUGGAACAAUAAUUCUCACACAAUGUCUGUUGAGAUGGUUGCUUGCAUUGCCAUCGAAGCAAUAUCCAUAUUGGAGAAGAUGCACUCCAAAGGAUAUGUGCAUGGGGAUGUAAAGCCUGAGAAUUUUCUCCUUGGUCCUCCAGGAACUCCUGAUGAGAAGAAAUUGUUUCUUGUUGAUCUUGGAUUAGCUACCAAGUGGCGCGAUGGUUCUGGCACACAUGUUGAAUAUGAUCAGAGACCAGAUGUUUUCAGGGGAACAGUGCGCUAUGCCAGUGUGCAUGCACAUUUAGGGAGAACUGGUGGCAGGAGAGAUGAUCUAGAAUCUCUUGCUUAUACACUCAUUUUCCUUCUUCGAGGUCGUUUGCCAUGGCAAGGAUACCAGGGAGAGAAUAAAGGAUUUCUGGUUUGCAAGAAGAAGAUGGCAACAUCUCCGGAGUCGUUGUGUUGCUUCUGUCCUCAGCCUUUCAGACAGUUUGUUGAAUAUGUUGUGAACCUGAAGUAUGAUGAAAAACCUAAUUACGGAAAAUACAUUUCACUUUUUGAUGGGAUUGUUGGUCUAAAUCCAGAUAUCCGGCCCAUCGACACUGAAGGUGCUCAAAAGCUUAUUUAUCAAGUUGGUCAUAAGAGAGGCCGCUUACCAGCAGACGAGGAGGAAGAAGAUGAACAACCAAAGAAGAAAAUUCGUAUGGGCAUGCCAGCAACCCAAUGGAUUAGUGUUUACAAUGCUCAUAGACCCAUGAAGCAAAGGUAUCACUAUAAUGUUGCAGAUGCAAGGCUUGAGCAGCACAUUGAGAAAGGGUAUGAGGAUGGCUUAUUUAUUAGCUGUGUAGCUUCUUGCCAAAGUCUAUGGGCUCUUAUUAUGGAUGCGGGCACUGGUUUCGCUUCACAAGUCUAUGAACACUCUCCUUGCUUUCUUCACAAGGAAUGGAUAAUGGAGCAAUGGGAAAAGGGCUUUUACAUCAGUUCGAUAGCGGGUGCUCUAAAUGGAAGCUCCUUAGUAGUAAUGUCUAAACCUACGCCGUACUUGCAGCAGUCAUACAAAGUUAGUGAUUCAUUUCCUUUCAAAUGGAUUAAUAAGAAAUGGAGGGAGGGCUUCUUUGUCACCUCUAUGGCCACUUCUGGUAGCAGAUGGGGGGUUGUUAUGUCUCGUGGUGCAGCAUUUUCUGAUCAGGUUGUUGAACUGGACUUCCUUUAUCCUAGUGAAGGCAUUCAUCGUCGAUGGGACAAUGGCUACCGCAUCACAGCUACCGCAGCAACUCCUGAUCAGGCUGCUCUUAUUCUUAGUGUGCCAAGAAGGAAGCCUGUAGAUGAAACACAGGAGACGCUUAGAACUUCAGCUUUUCCCAGUGUGCACGUGAAGGAGAAAUGGGCAAAAAAUCUCUAUAUCGCAUCAAUUUGUUAUGGUCGAACAGUUUCAUGAGCUACUCGUACUUUUGCAUGGCAUUUCCUCAAAGCAGAGGGUAUUGCUGGCCUGCCUACUCUACCCUGUCCAGCCGUUGCUUUGUUGGGGGCACUGUGUAGGCUUAGGGAAAUUUUGAAUGGUACAUGCAUUUAAUUAACAGUAACCAAAGUAUAGAAGCUUUUAGUUGAACCUUUAUGUUCAGUCCUUGCACUAUGUGAAGAGUAUUUCUUUUUCUGGAACCCAAAAUGUUGGGUAUCUAUUCUGUACAGUUUAGUAAAUGUCAUUGUUUUUCAACAUCAUUAUCCCUGUG